Messenger RNA from Meira miltonrushii, 990 nucleotides. RefSeq lists its product as uncharacterized. NCBI's taxonomy places the organism in Eukaryota, Fungi, Basidiomycota, Exobasidiomycetes, Exobasidiales, Brachybasidiaceae. The annotation marks the transcript as partial. The record is from RefSeq and is a predicted model, not a curated record. The transcript has a single exon.
UCGCGGGAAGUCGUAAAAAAGGUCUACGCCAUCGAAACCGCGGAAGGUGUUGGCGCGAAGGUCAGGAGAAGCAUUGGAACACCACAACUUCGUAACUUCUCUCCUUUCCUUAUGCUCGAUCAUUUUCAUCUAUCGGAAGGCGACUCUUCAGCUGGCUUUCCAGAUCAUCCACACCGAGGACAGACAACAGUGACUUAUAUGCUUGAUGGAUACUUUCAACAUGAAGAUUUCAUGGGACACAGCGGUAAAAUCGGACCUGGAGAUCUUCAAUGGAUGAUUGCAGGAAGAGGUGUGAUGCAUGCAGAGAUGCCUUUGCGAAAAGAUGAGAACGGGAAUAAACUACCUGCACCUGAUGGAUUGCAACUUUGGGUAGACUUGCCCGAGAAACACAAGAUGGACGAAGCAUCUUACCAAGAAUACUCAAAGGACAAAGUACCUCUUGCAUUGCCACGUGCCGAUCAACCCGAAGAAACUGAAGGUAAAGGUUGGAAAGUAAAGGUGAUUUCUGGAAAGAGUCAUGGAGUUGAAUCACCCGUUCGUACUCCAGAUCGUGGAGGAUGUUGGUACUUUGAUGUGACUCUUGACUAUCCCGGAGCACGUAUAUUCCAAGAAAUUCCCACGGGUUACAACGCCUUCAUUUACACUUUCGGUUCCGCCAAAGUUCGGGUCGGAGAUCAAAGUACGCCGAGUGGACAGAAAGAAUAUGAACAAUACAAUACUCUUGUCUUGUCCAACAAAGCUCAGGUGACUGAUCCAAAGGUAGAUCCUUCCACUGUUCCGCAAGAGAACGGUGUUUGGAUUGAACAUGCAGGUGAAGAAGGUCAAGAAGCAAGAUUUGUCGUCAUUGCAGGUGAACCUUUGGAUCAAACUGUUUUCCAACACGGUCCAUUCGUCAUGACAAGUCGCGAAGAAAUUAUGCAAACAAUGAUGGACUUCCAAUCCGGCAAGAAUGGUUUCGAACGUGCUCCCGGCUGGCGUUCUAAGAUUGGU